CGCAGAAAUAUCUGCCCUUCAACCGUCGACCCUCAAGGUCACUCCCGCCCUCAACUCAUCACUUCCUCUCUGCUUCUCUUCCCCAUCCCCUGCCAUCCGAAGCUCUCGCCGUCCAGUUAGUGUGUAGCAGCCAUGCCUGCGCUUCUCGUGAACACCAUCUCGGUCUCCCCCGCCGGUCCAAAGCUAUUGCCCACCACGGCACGGCGAGCUAGCAGGAGUCGCUACAGGUGCCGAGCGGAAGCAUCCGGCAGCGGCGGCGGCGGCAGCAGCACCAACGGCGACGGGUACAAGCCGGGUGGCGUCCGCGGUUCGUGGGUCUCGGACUACGACCUGUACGAGCUGCUGGGCGUGGAGCGGUCCUCGCCGCAGUCGGAGAUCAAGGCGGCGUACCGGUCGCUGCAGAAGCGGUGCCACCCGGACGUGGCCGGCGCCGCCGAUGGCCACGACAUGGCCAUCGUCCUCAACGAGGUGUACGCGCUGCUCUCCGACCCGGCCGCGCGCCUCGCCUACGACCAGGAGCAGGCGCGCCGCUCCGAGUUCGCCGGCUACACGGGCCGCCCGCUCUAUUCCUCCUGGCUCGGCGCCGACGCCGAGCGCCGCGCCGUCUUCGUCGACGAGGUCCGCUGCGUCGGCUGCCUCAAGUGCGCGCUCCACGCGUCCAGGACCUUCGCCGUCGAGUCCGUCUACGGCCGCGCCCGCGUCGUCGCGCAGUGGGCCGACGACGAGGACAAGAUCACCGACGCCAUCAGCACCUGCCCUGUCGACUGCAUCUCGAUGGUCGAGAGGUCGGACCUGGCGGCUCUCGAGUUCCUCAUGUCCAAGCAGCCGCGCGGCAGAGUCCGCGUCUCCGAAGGCAACGCCGUGGGAGCGCGCGCGCCAAAUAUCUUCAACGAGGUCGCCAAGUUCCAGAAGAGAUUCGAGGAGAUGAAGCAGAAAUCUGCAACAAGAGAAUCCCAGGAGUCGGAGACAGUCAAGCAGUCGAGGACUUCAGCAGUUCACACCAUCAGAUCCAUGUCAAACUGGUGGUACUGGCGCCCAUUCGGGUCAUCGGCGCCGGCCACCAUCGUCCUCGCUUCGCGCCUCCUGCCGCCGCCGCCGGCGGCGGCGGCGGCUAAAGCCGCUGACCCCGUGGCGGACAGACUCCAAGAAGCCGUCGCCGCCCGGCGCAAGACGGAAGGCGCGACGACCGCGACCGCGGCGCACGCCCGCCGCGACGACUACUGGACCCCGCAGCUGAACCUGCCGUCGUCUGCUUCCCCGCCGAGCAUUCACCAGCGGGGAAGGGACGCACCGCGAGGCCACAACCGCGGGCAACGGACCGCCGCCGGUGAUGAAGCGGCCGCCGGGUCCGGGAGGAAGGGUGUGAGCAUCGACCUGACGGUGCCGUUGCUGAUGGGGAUCAUCGCGGCGGGGUUUGUGGGUUACAACGGGCAGGAGAUGGCCGGAGGCGCCGGCAGCGGCAUUCGGGAGCACUUUGGCGGCGCCGUUGCUCUUGGGAUCGUGAACAGCUUCGAAAUGAAGGUCAUGUUGGCCGGGGUAACUUGGUUCAUCAUCGGCGCUGCCAUUGCCGGUGUGAUCCAGGUGCUUGGAAGAAGCGAACAGGACAUCUGGAAAUGAAGGUGCUUGUGGAAUUGAUGUGUAUAUAUCUAGGAUAGUGAAGAAUCGAGCAUACAGAAUUAUCAACCGAUGUAUUCGGAUGUAUAAAAUGAUUAGCAUAAACUAGAUUUCCAAAACUGAACGAGCUCUGGCGAUUGGACC
Messenger RNA from Setaria italica (foxtail millet), 1758 nucleotides. Its product is annotated as chaperone protein dnaJ C76, chloroplastic. The record is from RefSeq and is a predicted model, not a curated record. The transcript has 3 exons. Bases 133 to 1617 code for a protein of 494 amino acids. Lineage: Eukaryota; Viridiplantae; Streptophyta; Magnoliopsida; Poales; Poaceae.